AUGUCUUUCCUGCUGCACUCGCGCCCAUUAGGCAUUGGCCUCGGUCUCGGCGCAGCAUUCACAUCCUACUCUCUCCUCACUCCUAGGAGAACCCGUUACGCUCUGUGCGAUUCCAGCGCUUCUAAUGCAUUCAACUCAUACACAAGCAAUGCCAAAGUGCCCGUGGUGACACGUAGAGGAGGUCUCAACCCCAAUGCCGUACGCCAAAUCUCAAGUGGAAGUAUUGCCGGUGUGCUAGGUGGACUGGCAGUUUCUCUCUUCUCAAAGCCGUUGACUCUGCUUAUUGGUCUUUUGAUCGUUGGUGUACAGUUUGCCGAGUCUCAAUUGGGCGUCAGUCUGAUUCCUUACAACCGCAUGCAACGCUACUUUACCAGCAUUGAUUUGCGCUCUGCCAUGCAAGACAACGUAGCCUUUAAGCUGGCCUUUGGCGCUACGUUUGCAUUGACUGGUUUUGCUCAGCUGUAG
Messenger RNA from Aureobasidium melanogenum CBS 110374, 465 nucleotides. RefSeq lists its product as uncharacterized. Bases 1 to 465 code for a protein of 154 amino acids. The record is from RefSeq and is a predicted model, not a curated record. The transcript has 3 exons. Lineage: Eukaryota; Fungi; Ascomycota; Dothideomycetes; Dothideales; Saccotheciaceae.